AUGAAACAUUUUCUUGCUUUUUUGUCUCUCCUUGAAUUACAUGCCCUGGCUCAACACACUGUCUCUGCCUCAGACUUUCACUUGGAUGGAGAUUAUGUGAUAGGUGGACUUAUUGAUAUUCAUCAUGUCAGCACCCCUGCUACUAAUGAUAGACCAGAAUCCAUCAACUGCUCCAGUCAACCCUUCCUUUUGAGAAGCUAUCGGAGCUUUCAGUUGAUGAGAUUCUCUGUAGAGGAAAUAAAUAACUCUACUGACCUACUGCCAAAUGUAUCUCUCGGCUACGAGAUAUUUGACCACUGCUCAGAGACACAGAAUUUCCCAGGAAUUUUGAAUCUCAUCUCAGUCAAUGGCUUGGUCCAACCUUGGAGUGAACCAAACAUGAAUCUGUCCAGACUGAUAGCAGUGCUCAUCUCUUCUAGAAGCACGGAAACAAUGAGUGUAGCCUCGAUCUUCAUGGCAUAUCUUAUUCCUGUGGUCAGUUAUGGAGCUACUGAAUCUGCCAUUUCAGGGAAACCUACAUUUUCAUCUUUCCUGCAAACAGUGCAUCCCAAUGCAGCACUCAUUGAAGUGAUUUUUAACAUUGUACAGCACUUCAGCUGGCACUGGAUUGCUUUCCUCAUCAGUGAUAAUGACCUUGGCAAAAAUGGCUUGAAUUUGUUCAAAAAGAGGAUUAAAGAUACUGAGAUCUGCCUGGGCUACACCCAAAAGCUCAAUGACAAAACAAUUUACUCUGAUGUGCUCCAAAAGAUAGAAUCACAGGGGACAAAUAUCAUUAUUGUUUUUGCUAAUGAAAUGACAGCUGAAGCUCUCAUUGAAUCAGCAAUAAAACUGAAUAUCACUGACAAGGUGUGGAUAGCAGGGGAUACCUGGUCCUUAGAUGAGAAGCUCCGCAUGAAGAAAGGAAUUGAAAAUAUUGGAACUGUACUUGGGGUUUCUCAGCCUGCAGUGACAAUAAAUGGUUUCAGAGAUUUCAUCUAUACUUCCAAAAGCCAUAAUCACUUUGACAAUGCAGAACAGCAGAAAAGUUGUAAUCAGGUUUGCAACUGCAAUGGUGUGAGUGCAGAAGAUAUCCUUGCUGUGGAUUCAUCUGUCUCUUUUCCUAUUUAUUCUGCCGUAUAUGCCAUCGCUCAUGCCUUACACAAGACUUUGCAAUGUGACCUUGGUAAAUGUAACACCAAUAUGACAGUCUACCCAUAUAUGGUCCUCAAAGAGCUGAGGAACACAAACUUUACGCUUUUAAACCAGAGUAUUCAGUUUGAUGAGGAUGGUAAUCCCCUCUUUGGAUCCUACUCAGUAGUUUUCUGGAACCACAGUGGUGGUGCACAGGAAAUCGGCUUUUGUAAUGUUCACUCAUCAGUUGACUGUUUCAUCAAUGGCACUGAAAUUCAGUGGUACACCGAGGGAAAUGUGCCUACUUCACUAUGUUCCGAGGAUUGUCCCAUAGGAUACAUAAGAGAUAAAAGCGACAAAUGCUGCUUCACUUGUGACAUCUGUCCAAAUGGAACCUAUGUAAAUGAAACAGAGGAUCCCUACAAGUGCAACAACUGUAAGGAGACAGAAUGGUCUGAAGAAGGCAGUACAUCGUGCAGUCUGCGGUCGGUGGAGUACAUUCCCUUCACAGCCAUGGAGUCUGUCCUGAUCAUGGUUUGGACCUGUGUCUUGGUAGGCCUCAUACUAGCUAUGGCUGUUCUCUUUGCCAUCAACUACAACACCCCUGUUGUCAGAUCUGCUGGGGGACCAAUGUGCUUCCUAAUUUUAGGCUGCCUUAAUUUAUGCAGUGUUAGUGUGUUCUUUUACUUUGGUAAGCCAACAACUUCAUUUUGUAUCCUAAGGUUCUUUCCGUUUAUCUUGUUCUAUACUGUCUGUCUAGCAUGUUUUGUUGUGCGCUCUUUUCAAAUUGUUUGCAUUUUCAAAAUGUCCAACAAGUUCCCACAGUUCUACAGAUGGUGGAUGAAAUAUAACGGACAAUGGCUGGUCAUCGCUGGGGCAUUUGUUACUCAGGCACUCUUUCUUCUUAUUGGCUAUAGUUAUGCACCCCCAGGGCCCUACAAUGAAACACUGUGGUACCCAAAUGAAAUCAUACUUUCUUGUGACAUUAAUAUUAAUGAAACUGCAAGUUCUAUGAUUUUACUUUCUUGUUUGUGCUCCCUUUGCUUUAUUUUUUCCUACAUGGGGAAAGACCUCCCCAAAAAUUACAAUGAAGCCAAAGCAAUAACCUUCUGCCUGCUCCUCCUGAUCAUCACCUGGAUCAUCUUUGCUGCUGUGUACAUGCUUUACCGUGGCAAGCACAUUCAAACUAUUAAUGCUCUGGCAGUACUCUCCAGUCUUUACUCCUUUCUCUUUUGGUAUUUCCUUCCAAAAUGUUACAUCAUCAUUUUUCAACCCCACAAGAACACACAGCAGUACUUCCAAGGUCUCAUUCAGAAUUACACCAAAACAAUUAGCCAGUAG
This is a messenger RNA of Monopterus albus (swamp eel), 2451 nucleotides long. RefSeq names its product taste receptor type 1 member 1-like. Gene Ontology annotation, biological process: G protein-coupled receptor signaling pathway. The coding region runs from base 1 to 2451 and encodes 816 amino acids. Gene Ontology annotation, cellular component: plasma membrane. NCBI's taxonomy places the organism in Eukaryota, Metazoa, Chordata, Actinopteri, Synbranchiformes, Synbranchidae. The transcript has 6 exons. Gene Ontology annotation, molecular function: G protein-coupled receptor activity. The record is from RefSeq and is a predicted model, not a curated record.